GGGCCGCCCCGCCUGCCAUCGCCGAGCGGCGCGGCGGGUGUCGGCAGCGAGCAGCGGCCGCGGCGCGGCGGCGGCGGGCGGCGCUCCCGGUGCGUCCCGUCCCCGCUGCCCGCUCCGCCGCCGCCCAUGGCCGCCCGGCGCCGCGGGGCCGCGGGCGCCGGCGCCGGCCCGGUGCUGCUGCGCGGCGUCUUCACGGCGGGGCCGGGGCCCGGCGGCGCCUCCUGCGCCCUGGCGCUGACGCCGCGGGAGCUGCAGGUGCGCGGCCGAGGCGGCCCCGACGCCGCGCUGCGCUUGGCCGACUGCGUGGGCUGCGCCGCCGCUCCCGCCGCCGCCGCCGCCGCCUUCUCGCUCGUCUGCUACCCGCUGCGCGGCGGCCGCUGGGGCUCGGCGCCCGCCCGGCGCCGCCUCGAGAGCACCUUCCGCGUCGCCCUGGCCCCCGACGCCGAGGGCAACCUGCGCAUCGCCCAGGCGUGGAGCGACAAGAUCCGCGAGCUGGCGGCGCCCGCCGUCCCGCGGCAGCACGGCCUCAGCUACGGGCUGCUGCCCCGGCCCUGCCGUGCGCUGGUGCUGCUGAACCCGCUGAGCGGCCCCGGCCUCGCGCUCAAGGACUUCCAGGCGCUGGUGCAGCCCAUGCUGGCCGAGGCCGACGUGGCGUCCACCGUCUUCGUCACCGAGAGAGCCCAGCAUGCUCACGAGAAGGUGCGGGAUGAGGACCUGUCGCAGUGGGACACCUUGGUGGUCAUGUCCGGAGAUGGCCUCCUCCACGAGGUGGUGAACGGGCUCAUGGAGCGGCGGGACUGGGAGGCUGCUCUGGAGAAGCCGCUGUGCAUCCUGCCGGGAGGCUCCGGGAACGCCCUGGCCGCCUCCAUCAACCACUAUGCAGGCAACGACCACGCCGCCAAGCAGGAGCUGCUCACCAACUGCGCCUUCAUCCUCUGCAAGGGGCUGCACACGCAGAUGGACCUGGUGUCGCUGAGCACCGCCUCCGGCAAGCGCCUCUUCUCCUUCCUCAGCUUCGGCUGGGGCUUCAUCUCCGACGUGGACAUCGCCAGCGAGAAGUACCGCAAGCUGGGCAACGCCCGCUUCACCGUGGGCACCAUCCAGCACCUGGCCCGGCUCCAGAUCUACCAGGGCCGCCUCUCCUACCUGCCCGCGGACGCCGCCGCCGGCCCCGAGCGGGACGACCCGCCGUCGCCCAACGGCCCCGCGGGCCGCGUCCUCCCGCCGGCGGAGACGGAGGCUCCGGGCGCCCGGGCCGAGGGGGCCCUGCCCGAGGACUCGCUCCUGGUGCCGCUGCACCGGCCGGUGCCCGCGCACUGGACCGUGGUGCCCGAGGAGGAGUUCGUCUUCGUCUACGCCAUCUACCAGUCCCACCUGGCCUCCGACCUGCUCAUGGCGCCGGCGGCCCGGCUCCACGACGGCCGCAUCCACCUCUUCUUCCUGAAGGCCGGCGUCAGCCGCGUGAUGCUGCUGAAGCUCUUCCUGGCCAUGGAGAAGGGGACCCACCUGGACUUGCGCUGUCCCCACCUGCGCUACGUGCCCGCGCGGGCUUUCCGGCUGGAGCCGCGGACCAGCGCCGGCAUCAUGACGGUGGACGGCGAGGCACUGGCCUGCGAGCCCGUGCAGGGCCAGAUGCACAGCCGCCUCUGCCGCAUCCUCUGCGGCUCCUGAGUGCCGCCGCCGGCCCCUCUCGUUGCCGCUGAGCCGCGGGCACGGCCCGCCACGAGGGCGGCACGGCCUUCCUCCCACUCAGGAACCCCCUCCUCCUCCUCCUCCUCCUCCUCCUCCUCCCGUAGCAAUAGAUCUCAGGGGCCGCGGCCAGCCCGGGGCUUUGCCACUCUCUGCACUUUAUGGAGACCAGGAUAGCUUUACCCCCGGGGCAGGAGCCGCGGCUGGGCCAGCGCGCCCUGGAGCGAGCCACGAGCCCCCUCAGGUACCAGCGAGCCACUGGCGUGUGGGUGGUCUUUUUUUUUUUUUUUUUUUUAAUCAGUGGUACGAGGUCCCGUCCCCCCGCCAGCUGCGCCGCGCACAGCCCCGGCCCCCUCCCCAGCUCCGACGCACACGGUGGCACUGCCGGGGCCCCGCCAAGCCCGGCCACUCGCCAGGGAUGCUCAGGACCAACGUCGAUGCCAGGAAAUCAAUUUUUUUUUUUUUUUAAGGGAAUGUUUCUACCCAAAGCUUCCCAUAGAAGCAGAGUUUAUUCUUGUGAGAAAUCCAAUAAAGAUCUAGCGUUUGCAAAAAACAA
Dromaius novaehollandiae (emu) is the source of this 2245-nucleotide messenger RNA. It is a transcript of the gene SPHK1, whose product is annotated as sphingosine kinase 1. Bases 127 to 1671 code for a protein of 514 amino acids. NCBI's taxonomy places the organism in Eukaryota, Metazoa, Chordata, Aves, Casuariiformes, Dromaiidae. Gene Ontology annotation, cellular component: membrane; cytoplasm; intracellular membrane-bounded organelle. The record is from RefSeq and is a predicted model, not a curated record. The transcript is spliced from 5 exons. Gene Ontology annotation, biological process: cellular response to growth factor stimulus; negative regulation of apoptotic process; sphingosine biosynthetic process.